CUUCAGAAAUCAAACUUUAAUUAGUUACGAUCAUUUCGUACAAUCUAUCCAAUCGACUCACUAAGGAAAACUGAAAUAUUAACAAAAUGAGAUUCGUUAUUUUCAUUUUGAUUGCUAUGAUCAUAGCUGCUUGCCAAGCUGGCAGCCAAGCUGGACAAGGUUGUGGCUCUGUCAGUCAGUCAUGUAUGUAUAGUCCUUGCUGUGAUGGUUUGGAAUGUGUGCCACAUGCCCACGUUUGCGUGGAACCAAAAGGUCCGUAUGGGACCGUAUUUCACCCUGGAAGCGCAGAUGAAUUUCAACCCGGAAACGCAGAACAAAAGUGUGUCUCUUUGCGUCAGCGUUGUAGACGUGAUAGUGAUUGCUGUCGUUAUAUGGAAUGUGUGAGACAUGCUAAUGUUUGUACAUACCUACCACCUCCAUAUGGAGAAGACAACAGGCCUCUUGACCCUCAUUCUGAACCGCCGAAAACACCAUACUAAUAUGGUUUGAUGCUUUCUUAUAUCUUUGACCACGUCUUUUCAUCUGACCACAUCUGAUACUUUUUUUCUUUCAAAUAUAAUAUAUAAAGACAAAGAUAAUUUCUGUACUAUAUGUAAUUUUAAAUAAAAACAUUCUAUAGCUAGUAA
Messenger RNA from Pogonomyrmex barbatus (red harvester ant), 626 nucleotides. RefSeq lists its product as uncharacterized. NCBI's taxonomy places the organism in Eukaryota, Metazoa, Arthropoda, Insecta, Hymenoptera, Formicidae. The record is from RefSeq and is a predicted model, not a curated record.